GUUUUGUAAAGUUAUUUCCAUGUGAUGAAUGUUGGAGCACAUUGUGUAUAUAAACUCUUGUUGACUCAUCCUUUCCUAAAUCCCGCACAUAUAAUUAGAGAUUUCAAUAAUUGUUCGAAAUUUUUGUGCUUUGUGUAAAAAAAUGUCAAGAGUUCUUCAAUUAUAUCAACUGAAGUUUCAAACUUUCAAUUGCAAAACAGAAAAGGGGCAUUUUGUUGAUUGCCAUGAAAAUCCCUCCAAAGAAACCUCAUUUUAUCAAGCCCAUUCAGAAAGGUUUCAAGCAUGGUCUUACCAUACCUACGGAUUUCUUGAAGUAUCUGAAGGGACGAGAUCAAAUUGAACAUGUAGUACUGAGAAGUGGGGGCAAAAGUUGGCUGGUGAAGGUGAAAGGCUGCCGAUUCAAAGCGGGUUGGGCUGCAUUUGUAGAAGAACAUGAUCUGCAAUUGGGAGAUCUGUUGAUUUUCAGGCAUGAAGGAGAUAUGGAAUUUGAGGUUUCCAUCUUUGAUUCAAGUCAUUGUGACAGAGAGUAUGCAGAGUAUCUGCAGGAAGAAGAAGGAUGUGAUAAUGUUGAAGAGACUUCCAAGAAUUUUAAAUUCAAAGGCAAAUCGAAGCUCUGCAUCAUGUCAUCAAGCAAGGCAUUUACCCAUGCAGAUGCCGGUACGCACAACCCUUGCGGUCAAUCUCACUUUGAGUGCACUGUCAGUCGAUAUUGCAUUUCAAAUAGUUACUUGCAUCUUCCUAAACAAUUUGCAAUGGAAAACGGUCUCAUCAACAAGAAAUGUGGUCUGAUGAUCAGAGAUGAAAGACAAAGAUCAUGGAACUUAAGACUAGCUACAUAUAUUAGGUGGAUGGAGUGAGUUUCGCCUUGCAAAUGACUUAAAGGAGGGAGAUUGUAUGAUGUUUGAGGUUGUUGCUAAUGGAGAAAAACCAAUUUGGAAAUUUCACGGUAAG
This is a messenger RNA of Capsicum annuum, 951 nucleotides long. Its product is annotated as B3 domain-containing protein REM8. The coding region runs from base 225 to 857 and encodes 210 amino acids. Gene Ontology annotation, molecular function: DNA binding. The record is from RefSeq and is a predicted model, not a curated record. Lineage: Eukaryota; Viridiplantae; Streptophyta; Magnoliopsida; Solanales; Solanaceae. The transcript is spliced from 4 exons.